AUGCUCACGACCGGCGCCUCGCUCCAUAAUUGGACCAUCCUUUUGCUGCUAUGCAGUACAUCCACGUCGGUACUCGCUGAGACGGUGGCGAAUGAGACGACGACUGCUGAACAAAGCGCUGCUGGUGUAUAUUCAGGUGCCACGACACACCAUACAUCGCAAGCCACUUCGUUGCCUUUGCCUUCGCCCUCGCCUUCGCCCCUUUCCACACGAAGAUACUCCGACAGCGAGAGCACCUCUCCGUACCGCACCAUCAACUACAUUACACACACGCUACCACAGCAAUGCGCAAAGACAAGCUGGUCGGCGCCAGGAGAGACGGCCACUGUGAACGGUACAGGCGUUGAAGGAGGAGGGGCUAUCGCAGGUCUGCAAACCCCAGCCCCUGGAAUAUGGGUGGGUUCCGAGAACAUCGCAAACGAGGAGAGAAAGAACGCCAACUCGGACGCAUCAUCACAGCCAGACGCGACUGGCGCGGCGCCAAGUGCAGCAAGCAGUGGUACCGAAGGCACGCAGCCGGAGCUAGAGCUCGAGGUAGACUCGCCUUUUGACAAUGCAAACUUUUUGUCGUUUGAGGAGUGGAAGAUGAAGAAUCUGGCCAAGGCCGGUCAGUCACCUGAGAACGUUGGGCAGGGCAGGCCGGCAGCAUCAAACCAAGCUCCUCGUCGGCGACCCGUCAAUGUCAACGCCCUGGACUCGUUUGGCGAUGAGGGCGAAAUCUCGAUUGAUUUUAGCGGGUUUGGACGCCCAGAAGAUGGGGGCGUAGCAAACGGUAUUCAGCAAGCCAGGCACAAUGCUGAGGCUACCAAGACUGCGAAUGGCGACGGCAAAGUGGCUCCAGGAUCGUGGGCGCUUAGCAAAGACGCUGGUAAGACGUGCAAGGAGCGGUUCAACUAUGCCUCUUUUGACUGCGCUGCCACUGUUCUCAAAACUAACAGGCAGGCCAAAAGUUCCUCUUCGAUUUUGGUCGAAAAUAAGGACAGCUACAUGCUGAACAUAUGUUCGGCAGACAACAAGUUCCUCAUAGUUGAGUUGUGCGACGACAUUUUGGUAGAUACUGUUGUUCUCGCCAACUAUGAGUUUUUCUCGUCCAUGUUCCGACACUUUAGAGUCAGUGUGUCAGACCGUUAUCCUGUCAAGAUGGAAAAAUGGCGGACCCUGGGCACGUUUGAAGCACGCAACUCUCGCGACAUUCAGCCUUUUCUCAUCACCGAGCCUCAGAUUUGGGCGAGAUAUCUUCGCGUCGAGUUUUUGACGCAGUACGGAAAUGAAUACUAUUGUCCACUUAGCUUACUACGUGUGCACGGCACUACAAUGUUGGAGCAAUUCAGACAAGAAGAGGAGGAGGCGAGAGGAAUUGAUGAUGACGAAGAUCUGGAGGCCGACGGUGUCGAAGUCAAGAAACCGGCGGUGGACAGCGGACCGUUGCCUCCAGAAAAUAUACCCAUUGAAGCUUUGAAAGACGAUAGUACAAGCUUUGUGGCGUCACAGGUCAUCGAUACAACCAGUCAUCAGAGUACUUCUGAGUCUAAGGCGGAACCAGACCCUCCCAGUCCGCCAUCUGAUGCCUAUGGCUCGUCUACAGUUGCAAAUGAGCAACCAGCUGGUCAAACGACUGAUGUGCCCCAGAAUCAACAGGCCUCAGAACCAAGCUCGGCUUCCUCGCCAACUCCUACGGACAAAUUGAGAGACUUGAAUAUAACAGCUCCCGGAGAAAAUACCGCUCCCACUGCAACUUCGAUCAUUGACAAGGCCGAGGCUUCAUCCCCAGUUCACAGUUCCACAACCGAAUCCUCGGCGGUCACCUCGCCAUCUGUACCGCCCAAUGACAAUCCCACAACUUCCUCAACCGAAUCGAUAGCGGCAGGAUCCUCAAGCAGUUCGUUAGCCAAAGUUUCUAGUGAUGGCACAGUUAUUCCUCCACAGGCACAGUCGCAGGGACGGGGCUCAGCUACGCAACCCAACGCUCCUACUCCAUCCACUCAAGAGUCGUUUUUCAAGUCGAUACAUAAGCGCCUUCAGUAUCUCGAGGCCAACAGCACGCUCUCAUUGCAGUACAUCGAGGAGCAGUCCCGUGCGCUCCGGGACGCGUUCAUGAAAGUAGAGAAGCGACAGUUGGCAAAGACUGAAAAGUUCCUGGAUCACCUGAAUAGUACAGUGAUGAUAGAGCUCAAGAGUUUCCGCAACAUGUAUGAUCAACUGUGGCAGAGCACGGUGAUUGAGCUGGAGAGUAUGAAGGAGCGACAAAAGUCUGAGAUGGGCGAGAUUGGCACUAGGUUGAGCUUGUUGGCAGACGAACUCGUUUGGCAAAAGAGAAUGGCCGUAGUACAGUCCACACUGUUGCUCUUGUGUCUUGGUCUAGUCCUCUUUGUACGGUCCGGCACGCUGGGAUCCAGCGCAGAUGUCCCGAUCGUGCACCAGCUAGGCAACAAGUACACAAGCUUCUUCGAGACCUCGCCAACACGCAGCACACCCAACACAGCGGGCAUGGCACGGCGCCGCAGUACCUUCCGCAAAAUGUGGAAGAGCGACACCUCGGCCGGCCUCAGCGACCACCACAGCGACGCCGAAACCGACGGCCUCCGCAGCCCCAUCCAAGCCGACUGUAGCUCCCCCAUCCCCGACACCCCCAUCGCCCGCCGCCGCGGCAGCAGUCUCUCCCCCCGCCUCGACAGCCUACAAUCCACACCCGUCCGCGACCACACCCACACCCACGACAACAUGCCCCCAACCCCCAUGUCCGAAGACCAAGCCGCGCGCAUCCAAGUCCUCGCCACGCAAUCCGGUCCCGCUACCCCCAACGGAACCCGCGAUAGCCGCCCCUCGUGGGAAGAAGUCGAUCGCGCAAUGGACUUGCUAAAAGCUGAGGAACAGAAUCAGGAACCGCCCUCGCCGGUUUCAUCGCCGUCGUCGGCGUCGCAACAGCAGCAGCAGCAUCUUCAGAGUCCGUUGCGGAGGGCGCAUAGUCAGUAUGAUGAGGGGGGUGAAGAGGUGCUUGGGGGUGGGUAA
Bipolaris oryzae ATCC 44560 is the source of this 3009-nucleotide messenger RNA. RefSeq lists its product as uncharacterized. The coding region runs from base 1 to 3009 and encodes 1002 amino acids. Gene Ontology annotation, biological process: protein folding in endoplasmic reticulum. The record is from RefSeq and is a predicted model, not a curated record. Lineage: Eukaryota; Fungi; Ascomycota; Dothideomycetes; Pleosporales; Pleosporaceae. The transcript has 2 exons. Gene Ontology annotation, cellular component: membrane; cytoplasm.